AUGAACCACACAUCGUACCAACAGCCAGGUCAGAUCGGUCAAUCUGCGAUGGGGCAACCUGCUCGGGGCCGGCAGAUCUGGGACUUGGCGUCGCAGACGAACGCUUUCGGGAACGUCGCAUAUACUGCUCAGCUUGGCCUCUCUUCUCAGGUGCCGCAACAUGCUGCCCAGCAAAUGACACAAUAUCACCUUCGACUGCCAGAAUCGACGCCGCAGUCCAGCAUCCAACGUCCAUUCGAGGGACAGUACGAAUACCCGCAGCUACACCAAUCUCUCCCCAUUUUCUCCCCAUUCCAUAUCCGACCUCACGACACUGGUUCCGCAAUCGACGACUGGGACUUGCGCCACCCCGCGACGCCCUCUAUCACCAUGUCCAGCGGAACGAGUGCUAGCGCUCGUGAGACAGGGAUCCCGGAGUCAUCUCGCUCGUCUCAGGCCGCACCUUCUCACUCACUAGGUCAGCCUAGGCCGAUUUUGCCGCUGCCAUCUCGUGCGUCACAUCAGAACUUCGAGCCCAUCGCACAUCGCCCAGUUCACUCCCUCGACCCCCCUCCGACUCCCGACUCUAUGACCGAUGACGACCUUCUGGACAUGCUGGAGCAGAGCUCCCAGCGGGUGGAUGGGAUGCUCGUGGGCAUACAGGACAGGACAGCGGGCACUUCGUCUACGGCCCCGUCGGGCUACUCCACCCCGCCUUCCUCCUCUGACGUGCUAUCUUUCUUCGCCGGUACCUCUCCUCCCGUCCCUGCUUCCUCUCUCGAUCAUAUGCCCCGCCCGCACUCUUGGUGGCAUGAUGAGUAUGGCAAGGACGUGUACGAAACUCUGUUUGGGGUCGGUUUUUCGACAUUCCUCGACGACUCCCACUCGGGUCAGUCAAGCACUACUCAGCAGCUUGAGUACGACCCUGACGACGUGCCCGCCCCAUGGUCACCAGCCCCCGCACCGAAGAGGAAGACUACCGCGCCGUAUACGCAGGGGAGAGAGAAAAGGGCCAGGAAGGACGACCCUCAGAAGCCGAUGGGCUGGGAAGACUCGACACGCUCGACCGCAUCCCAGGUCCAGCGAAACACCAAUAUAAUAUCGGAAGCAUCCACAAGUCAGGGUGUCCCAACAAGUGACGAAACUUUCCUCUCUUACACAGGUGUCAACACCGGAACAGCGAUGCCUGCAGAGGAGGAGACUCGAGAGGAGGGGGAGGAGGAGGGGGAGAGGGUGGGCCCGAAGUACAAGCCCCAUCUCUGCAGGAUAGAGGGUUGCAAGUGGAAGGAGUCCUUUAAUCGCAAGAGAGACUACUAUCGCCAUAUCUGCACCAAACCAGAACACGAGGCGGAGCGCUCUCUCCCUGGCUGGAGGCAGCGACAUGGGAUCCCAGAGGAUUUCAAGGAUAUUCUAGUGUUCUGCCCGGUGGAGAACUGUACGCAACGCUACCACGGGAUGAGGAAGGAUACGAUGAAAACCCAUUUGUGGAAGCAACACCGAAUCGGUGAACCGCCGAAGAAGAGGCCGAAGAAGUGUUGA
Stereum hirsutum FP-91666 SS1 is the source of this 1518-nucleotide messenger RNA. RefSeq lists its product as uncharacterized. The transcript has 2 exons. NCBI's taxonomy places the organism in Eukaryota, Fungi, Basidiomycota, Agaricomycetes, Russulales, Stereaceae. Bases 1 to 1518 code for a protein of 505 amino acids. The record is from RefSeq and is a predicted model, not a curated record.